AGAGAGAAGACCCGCUGAUUACGUCAAGGACGCCCACAUGCUUCAGCAUCAUUUCCAGUUUCCCCUGAAGAGGAAUUUGGCACGUCAGUGUGAUAUAAGGGAUGAAUGAGGGUCGUUCUGCUGCCACUCUUCUGAGAAGAUGCCAGGUGGCUUUGACCAAGGCAGACACGCUUCCCUCAGUUUCUAGCAGAGCUGUCGACUCAGGAGAUGGUGGCGCCGCUCAGCUUGAGAAUGACGGCGUGUUCUCUCUGUCGGAGUUCUCCGACCUGUUUGAGAGCGAGGACGGCUCCCCGUCAGCACAGGACCCAUCAGGUCCUGAUCCAACCCAGGGGCUGGUCCAGCCCGGCCAGCCCGGGGACGCCAGGCAGAACCUGCGGAUGAAGUUCCAGGGCGCGUUCAAGAAGGGCAUCUCCAACCCCAUGGACCUGCUGGAGUCGACCAUUUAUGAGUCUCCCGUGGCGCCAGGGCCCAAGAAAGCACCCAUGGACUCACUCUUUGACUACGGUACCUACAGGCACAAUAACAACCAGAAACGACGCAGGAAAAAGCUCCCGAGAGGUAAGGCGGAGACAUCCUGCGAUGAAGAUCCAGGCUCCGACCCGCCAAAGGUGCUGAAAGUGUUCAACCGCUCUGUCCUCUUCGACUGUGUGUCACGUGCAGACCCAGAGGCUCUCGAGGGCCUGCUGGAGUACUUACAAAGUCACCAGAAGAGGCUGACAGAUGAGGAGUUCAGAGAGCCAUCCACGGGUAAGACAUGUCUGCCUAAAGCCCUGUUGAACCUUUACAGCGGUCAGAACGACACCAUCCCACUGCUGGUCAACAUAGCAGAGCAGACAGGAAACCUCAGAGAGUUCAUCAAUACCCCCUUCAGAGAUGUCUACUACAGAGGCCAGACGGCGCUCCACAUUGCUAUAGAGCGACGCUGUAAGCAGUACGUGGAGCUGCUGGUGGAGAAGGGGGCUGAUGUUCAUGCCCAGGCAAGGGGACGCUUCUUCCAGCCCAAAGAUGAGGGGGGCUACUUCUACUUUGGUGAGCUGCCUCUCUCCCUGGCUGCAUGCACUAACCAGCCUGAUAUGGUGCACUACCUGACUGAGAAUCCACACAAGAAGGCUGACCUGCGGCGUCAGGAUUCCCGUGGAAACACGGUGCUGCACGCCUUAGUGCACAUCGCAGACAACACCCGGGACAACACCCGCUUCCUCACAAAGAUGUACGACUUGCUGCUGAUCAAGAGUGCCAAGCUCUACCCAGACUACAGUCUGGAGACAGUGUUCAACAAUGAUGGCAUGUCACCUCUCAUGAUGGCUGCCAAGCUGGGCAAGAUUGGGGUUUUUCAGCACAUUAUCAGACGUGAGAUCAAGGAUGAGGAAGCCCGUCACCUGUCUCGUAAGUUUAAGGACUGGGCUUAUGGUCCAGUGUACUCCUCCCUCUAUGAUCUGUCCUCCCUGGACACCUGCGGAGAGGAAGUGUCGGUGCUGGAAAUCCUGGUCUACAACAGUCGCAAUGAGAAUCGCCAUGAGAUGCUGGCUGUGGAGCCCAUCAAUGAGCUGCUGAGGGCUAAAUGGCAGAAGUUCGCCGCUGUCACCUUUUACAUCAGCGUGGUGUCCUACCUCAUCACCAUGAUCAUCUUUACACUAGUGGCCUACAACCACCCAGUACAGGUAAAGCCCCCAUACACCUACACCACAUCCACAGACUACCUGCGUAUGGCGGGAGAGAUUGUCACCUUGGCAUCGGGGAUUUUCUUCUUCCUCACCAAUAUUAAGGACCUUUUCCUGAAGAAGUGCCCCGGGGUGAACUCUUUAUUUAUUGAUGGUUCCUUUCAACUGCUCUACUUCAUCUACUCUGUGCUCAUAAUAGUCACAGCUGCUCUCUACCUGUCUGGCAUCGAGGCCUAUGUGUCUGUGAUGGUGUUUGCUCUUGUCCUGGGGUGGAUGAAUACACUUUACUUCACCAGGGGCCUGAAGCUCACUGGCACCUACAGCAUCAUGAUACAGAAGAUUCUUUUCAAAGACCUUUUCAGAUUUCUGCUGGUGUAUGUGCUCUUCAUGAUUGGAUACGCAUCAGCGCUGGUGUCCCUGCUGACAGUGUGUCCAGAACCUGGUACAGUGUGUGAAGGCGGCUGCCCCACAUACCCCCAGUGCAGGGAGCCUGACACCUUUAGUGCCUUCCUACUGGACCUGUUCAAGCUGACCAUUGGGAUGGGAGAGCUGGACAUGAUCCACAGUGCCCAGUACCCUGCAGUUUUCCUCAUCCUGCUGGUCACCUACAUCAUCCUCACAUUUGUGCUGCUGCUCAACAUGUUGAUCGCGCUGAUGGGGGAGACGGUGGGACAGGUGUCGAAGGAGAGCAAGAAGAUAUGGAAGCUUCAGUGGGCAACGACCAUCCUGGACAUUGAGCGCUCCUUCCCAGUCUGCCUUCGCAAGUCUUUUCGAGUCGGGGAGAUGGUGACUGUGGGGAAGAACUGGGAUGGCACACCCGACCGACGCUGGUGCUUCAGGGUGGAUGAGGUCAACUGGUGCCACUGGAAUCAGAACCUGGGGAUAAUCAACGAGGAUCCUGGCAAGAAUGAGACGUGCCAAGUCAACGGGGUGCAACAGACUGUCAGAGGCCUGAGGAGGGAUCGUUGGUCCACAGUCGUCCCACGUGUGGUGGAGCUGAGUAGAGGACCACGGCCUCGUGAUCUGGUGGUAGAGAUGGAGCCUCUGACACCCAGGCACUGACUGUAUGCAGAGGCCUAGCGCUGCCCUUCUUGGAGGAGACAGCAGAGAGCCACCAGAGCCAAGCGAGGUCGCACUACUGGGGACAAUUUGGCCAUCAAGCGUGCCAGUUUGCACAGAGCUCAUUUGCUUUUUGUCCAGAAGAAGUAAAGUAAAUAUUGUAGGAAAACAGUAUAAUAGCGUAAAGAUUGAGAGCACAAAGAGAGAACACACUGGAUCUGUGACUUACUGAAAAAUCCUGCAGUCUAAGAUUGUAAGCAGAUAUUAAAAUAUUUAGAGGGAAAACAGAGAAUGAAGAAUAAAAGAAAGGUUAAUGACAAAUUGAGCUUUAACUCAACUGUUAAUUUGUUUUUAAGAGUCAGUCAUGGAGUGUAGAGGGAUCUUAAUAUGAAAGCAUUAUACCUCUGCAUUUCAGAUAUCAGCAGCUAAUCACUCAGGGAUUUAAGAGGGUCAAAAUAUCUCAGCAAAAGCAUUGCCAGUCUUAAUAUAGAAUUACAGAAAGCACAAUCAAGGGUGCUCUAACAUAAGCAUAAUUAUCAUUGCAUUAGCAGUGUAAACAAAAGCUUAGGUUAAAAAAUGGCAACUGCAGAUGUAAUCACAAUGGGGAAGCAUUUCUUCAAGAAAGCAUUGCCAUGAAUAUUUUUAUAUAUUUAUAGGUUGAGUCAUAGUUCAGCUUAUAUUUGCUCGCUUUUUGGUUUCAUUUUUAUUAUUUCAGAGGUCCCUAUAUUUGUGUUCAUUAAGUUUUGAGUCUAUUGUACUGUACAUGCUGAUUUGAAUAUUCUGCUGAUUUGAAUAAUUCCCAUAAUGUAACUAUGGGAAUUCAUAAUUUAGACUAUGGGAAUUCAGUCUGAAGGAACAGGACACAUUUAUUUUAGGCAAUGUACUUUUUUCUUCAUUUUCCAUAUUUAAGUCUUGAAAUUGUUUCAUGGCUAUGAAAGUCCUGGGAACGGGCUUAGCUGCCAGUGCAGGCAGCACGGCUUUCAUUUGAACUGAAACAAUGCACUAUGCCAAUUUCUGAUGUGUGCAUUAUUAUAUGAAUACAAGGACAUUGUUAUGAACAAGAUGGGCAUGAUGAGCAGGUUAUAGUUGUCAAGCAAAUAUGCAAAUGCGAGACAAUAGCCAUCCAUGUUAUGGUUUGUCUUUGAAUUUCCAGUGUUAUUGUUCCUUUGCAGCUGGGGUAUUUGCAUAAUCAACUCUCAGGCCUUGCUAUUAUGUACUUCCCCCUAUUUGCUGCAGUGUUUUCAUUGCAUUUGGCUCCUUGCCCUAUACAGCUUCUUGUUUAUGCGCAUCUACUGUACGUAUGGAUGUAUGUGUGUUAUUGGACUGGAUGACAUAGUUGGAUGAAGAGCGGAUAGGCCAUACAAUUCAUUUUCAUCUAUUUAACGCUAUUGAAGGUCAUAGGUAAUUGUUCACUGCAGUUACAUAGCUUUUUUUUUUUUUCAAGUGUCAUGUCUAUGCAUUUUU
Messenger RNA from Myripristis murdjan (pinecone soldierfish), 4184 nucleotides. RefSeq names its product transient receptor potential cation channel, subfamily V, member 4 (gene trpv4). NCBI's taxonomy places the organism in Eukaryota, Metazoa, Chordata, Actinopteri, Holocentriformes, Holocentridae. Gene Ontology annotation, biological process: calcium ion import across plasma membrane; actin filament organization; osmosensory signaling pathway. Gene Ontology annotation, molecular function: protein binding; calcium channel activity. The record is from RefSeq and is a predicted model, not a curated record. Gene Ontology annotation, cellular component: cilium; plasma membrane. The transcript is spliced from 17 exons. Bases 102 to 2723 code for a protein of 873 amino acids.